Messenger RNA from Lodderomyces jiufengensis, 1806 nucleotides. Its product is annotated as mRNA splicing protein. Gene Ontology annotation, molecular function: protein binding. The record is from RefSeq and is a predicted model, not a curated record. Lineage: Eukaryota; Fungi; Ascomycota; Pichiomycetes; Serinales; Debaryomycetaceae. Gene Ontology annotation, cellular component: post-mRNA release spliceosomal complex; Prp19 complex; U2-type catalytic step 2 spliceosome. Gene Ontology annotation, biological process: generation of catalytic spliceosome for first transesterification step; mRNA splicing, via spliceosome. The coding region runs from base 1 to 1806 and encodes 601 amino acids. The transcript has a single exon.
AUGAUGUUUAAUUUAGAUGAGUUGAUAAAAGAUCAAGACAUACUGUAUGAAGAAACACUACAAAAAAACCCCGAUGAUGAAUCAAUUUGGAAAAAUUAUUAUAUAAAUAAAAUAAAUGAUUGUUUAAAUUCAAAAAUCUUUAUAUUAUCAAGAUCUAUUAGGGAAAUACCAAAACUGGAAGAAUUAUGGAUACUAUAUUUGAAUUUACUUAUUGAGAACUAUCAACAAAUCAAACCAAAAGAUAUAAUUAAUGCUUUUGAUAAUUGUUUAACGUAUCAUCAAAAGUCCAUUAAAAUUAAUUUACUAAUUUUACAAUUUUUAACAAAUCAUAUAAUUAUUGAUAUUACUUGUAUAAGAAAAAAAUUCAAUCAAGCUUUACAAAACUUACCAAUAGAAACUCAUGAUCAAAUUUGGGAAUUAUAUUUAAAAUUUGCAAAUAAAGUAAAAGGUGCUACAGCAUCACAAAUAUAUAUGAGAUUUUCAAAAUUUAUAAAUCCAAAAGUAUUCAAUGGAAUGGAAAUAGAUUCAAAUCCAAAUUUAAAUUUCACAAUAUUAGACCUAAUAGAAAAAUUAAAAGGAUUUAACGAUAAAACUAAUGUAAAAAAUUUAUAUCAUGAUUUAACAAGUUCACAUACUGAUUAUUCAAAUUUAUCAAAAUCUCAAGUUCAAAUACUUUAUGAAUUUUUAGAUUGGCUUAUAUCAAAUAAACAAAAAGAUGAAAAAUAUUUCACUACCAAAAUAAAAAAAUUAAUUGAAAAAUUUCCAGAUCAAUCUACAAAUUUAAAUUUAAAAUUAAUUGAAUAUUAUAAAUCAACAAAUUCAAAUUAUCACAAGAUUAAAUCCAUAUUUGAAAAUUCAAUUAUUCAAUGUAAAACAAUUCAAGAUUUUAAGAAUUUAUAUAAUGAAUAUACAAAAUCAGAAGAAUUUGAAAUUGAAAAUUACUUAUCAACAACUAAACCACCUGAUCUUAGUUACCUAAAGAUGCUUUUAAAUCAAUAUGAAACACUAUUAAACAAUAGAUCAAUACUAUUAAAUGAUUUAAAAUUAUCCAUAGAUCCAAACAACGUAGAUUAUUGGUUUCAAAGGUUUGAUAUCUAUAAAGAUGAUUUAAAUAAUCAAAUUAAAACCAUAGCACAAUCUAUAAAAUCCAUUAAUCCAUUAAAGAUUCCAAAUUCAUGUACUCACAGACUAAAAGAUAUUUGGAUUAAAUAUAGUGAUAUUUAUUCAUCACAAAGUGAUUACAAAACUGCUGAUUUUAUAUUAAGUAAAUCUGUUCAAUCUCAAUUUCCUAAAGUUGAUGAAUUAGCUGAUUUAUAUAUAUAUUGGUGUGAAUUAAGAUUAUCUUCUAAUCAUUUUCAAGAAACUUCUUCUAUUGAAAUAUUAAAAAAUUUAUUAUUUAGUAAUGAAGAUCCAGAUAUAAAUCAAAUAAAUAUUAAUGAUUCAUCAAUUCCCAUCCAACGAAGAAUACAAAAACUGAAAAAAAUAUGGGAAUUCUUUAUUGAUUUAAUUGAUUCAUUUCUAGAAGUUAAUAAUUCAACUUAUAUGAACCUACUAAAUGAAGUAAUUGAAAAAAUGAUAAUUUUAAAAAUAGCAACUCCAAAAAAUCUUAUGGUUUAUGCAUCAAUAUUACAACAACAUUAUCAAAUUGAAAAAUCUUUACUGGUUUAUGAAAAAGCUUUACAAUUAUUUAAAGAUAAAGAAAUUCAAUUAGAGAUUUGGAAAAUUUAUUUAACAAAAUUAAAUUAUAUUGAUAAUAAAGAAAGAAUCAAAGAUAUUAAAGAAAGAUAUGUUUAUUUUUUAAAAUAA